CCGUUUAUAAAAUUCCCUCUUUUUUUUUUGGAUUUUCAAAACCCUUGAUUCAUAGUUCAUACUCAUUCGAAAACCUCACGCGAAGCAAUUUCGAAAUCAAAUUCAAAACUAUCGAAUCCGUUUCUGCGAUUAAAAAAAAAAAAAAAAAAAGAAGCAAAAACCCCUCUUUUAAUGCUUUCCAAUCAAUGGUUGAAUCGAAUCAGGCAUCAGCGAUGGUUGUGGUUUGGCUGUUGAGGGCGGGGUGGAUUGCAGCGACUCUGCCGAUUGUAAUCGCUUCCGUUCCGUCGUCCAAAUUCAGCGCGUUUCACGAUUUGGUGCUUUGGUUCGGUCGCCGCGGAAAAACUAUGGAGUCUUCAUCUAAGAAACUCUCGGUACCUCAAAAACUCUUUUGUCACUUUUACAUUCUGGCAGUAAUAUGGACUACGUUUCUGCUUGUUGCCACAUGGCUGUAUGCAUAUAAAACAGCUCCAAUAGUUUCCGAGCCAGUGCUAUAUUCGAGUAUAGCUAGCCAAUUGACUGGAGUUUCACAUGAGCUUUCUGUGCAUAAAUCUCAUUUAUCAUUGAGAGGAUACAAAUACGGGAUCUGGAAAUCCGUGUUUCUGCUUUUCUUGAUGGAAACUCAAGUUUUACGGCGCCUUUUCGAAGGUAUUUACGUAUUCAAGUACAGCCCCUCAGCUCGGAUGCAUAUUGUCGGCUAUCUCACGGGACUUUUCUUUUAUACGGCAGCUCCACUAUCCCUCUGCUCCACAUAUGCUUUGGAGGUGUUCGAAUUUGUGACAAAUAUGUCUGCAGAGUUUGUUGUCAAAGGGAAGGAUAGAAUGCAAGUUACAGAAUAUGAUUUGUGGGGGCAUUUGAAUCCGCUUAUACACCUCAAAUGGUAUGUCUGGAUCGGUGCAGCUUUUUUCUCCUGGGGUUGGAUUCAUCAACGCCGUUGUCAUGCUAUUCUUGGCUCUUUAAGGGAGAAUAAUCAAAAGGUCAACGACUAUACAAUUCCUCACGGCGACUGGUUUGAAUAUGUCUCGUCUCCACAUUAUCUUGCAGAAAUUGUUAUGUAUGGAGGGCUUGUGAUUGCUAGUGGAUUUUCUGAUAUUACAGUUUGGUUACUCUUCGGAUUUGUGGUGGCAAAUCUUUCCUUUACGGCUGCUGAAACGCAUAGGUGGUAUAUACGUAAAUUUGACAGCUACCCUAGAAACCGUUGUGCAAUCAUUCCUUUCGUUUACUAAUAAUGUUUAUAAUGACCUAGUAGUUGUAUUUACAAAGGACAACUCUGAACGUCAAAUUUUUUUAUUUUUAAAUUCAAAGUUUCAUCUCCUC
Molecule: messenger RNA, 1314 nt
Organism: Erythranthe guttata (spotted monkey flower)
Lineage: Eukaryota; Viridiplantae; Streptophyta; Magnoliopsida; Lamiales; Phrymaceae
Product: polyprenal reductase 2
Biological process (GO): polyprenol catabolic process; dolichol-linked oligosaccharide biosynthetic process
Cellular component (GO): endoplasmic reticulum
Molecular function (GO): 3-oxo-5-alpha-steroid 4-dehydrogenase activity
Source: RefSeq, a predicted model, not a curated record